This is a messenger RNA of Carassius gibelio (silver crucian carp), 1610 nucleotides long. RefSeq names its product ubiquitin-conjugating enzyme E2 L3-like. NCBI's taxonomy places the organism in Eukaryota, Metazoa, Chordata, Actinopteri, Cypriniformes, Cyprinidae. Gene Ontology annotation, biological process: protein polyubiquitination; ubiquitin-dependent protein catabolic process. Bases 129 to 587 code for a protein of 152 amino acids. The record is from RefSeq and is a predicted model, not a curated record. Gene Ontology annotation, molecular function: ubiquitin conjugating enzyme activity. Gene Ontology annotation, cellular component: nucleus. The transcript is spliced from 4 exons.
GGUUCGAGCAGUUCUCACUCUCUCGAUGACUCGGCUAGCUUCGCGUUUCCAAACAUGAAGGAGAUAAAGCGCCGGUGGAGGCCGCGGGACGCUUGAACAGGGUUUUUGGGUCCAGAUCGGAGAGAUACAUGGUCAAAGGACACGUUACAGAGCUUGAAGAAAUCCGCAAAUCUGGGAUGAAAAACUUCCGUAACAUUCAAGUUGAUGAAUCAAACAUAUUGACAUGGCAAGGCCUCAUUGUUCCAGACAACCCUCCAUACGAUAAAGGGGCGUUCAGGAUCGAGAUCAUUUUCCCUGCAGAAUACCCUUUCAAACCACCCAAGAUCACGUUCAAAACGAAGAUCUACCACCCCAACAUUGACGAGAAGGGACAGGUCUGCCUGCCUGUCAUUAGUGCAGAGAACUGGAAACCAGCCACCAAAACUGACCAAGUAAUUCAGUCGCUCAUUGCCCUGGUGAACGACCCACAGCCAGAACACCCUCUGAGGGCCGACCUAGCAGAAGAAUACUCAAAAGACCGUAAAAAAUUCUUUAAGAAUGCAGAAGAGUUUACAAAGAAACACGGCGAAAAGCGGCCAGUGGACUAACAAUACAAGACAAGUGUGUAGCCCCAGACCCCUCCUACUCCUCUGAUCCUCUUCCCCUCGCUCUACUACCUUCCUCCCGACUCCCAAACCAUAUCCUCUAUCCCUCCCUCCCUCCCUCCUGCCCGCUUUCCCUCCUUCUCCUCUCCUUUCCACGUGUCACUCUAGUCGAGCUGGAGAAGUACAGCGCAGCUGCAGCCUCCGUCUUGAAGCAGGACGCCGCGAGGACAUCCGAUCUGAGUUUCUGGUGUUAGCUUGAGGCCCUUACUAACUUGUUUAUUUUUCUUUCUCAAGUUUGAAAGCAUCAAAAUUUGGUUAGAGGCUAACCUAAGAAAAAAGAAGUUGGAAAAAUUGUACAGGGCGUUUCAUUGACGAAUGCUGUUUAACCCUUUUGUAAUGAGAAAAUGAAUCAUUGCAUUAUUACACAAAACUUUCAGAAAUUACUUUUGGAAGUGACAGUUCAUUUAAAACAAAGAUGGAUUGUUAUUUAUCAUGUAUAUUAUGUUGUUGUUGUUGUUGUUCCCUCUUCUUACAUUUGUGCUCUUUGACUUCUACAAAACAAAAAGGAGAUAUUAAGGAGAAAUUGAGGUUACAGAGCUGGAGGAUUUCGACGACAGUGACAGAUUAUUUCAUAUAACCUUUUUAUUUUAACUGCACUUGUUGGGUUGCACGGGAUGUCUAAAGGACAGGCUACUUUCAGCCCUUUACCAAGCCUCGAAUUGGCAAAAACCACUGUAAAGUCAGUAACAAAGGUGGCUUAGGAGCAGAUAUUUGUAUAAAAUAUAUUUGUUUCACAAAUGAAAAUGGGAAGAAUGAAAGCAAUGCUCUUUGUGUGAGUGAACGUAAAUUCCAUGAUGGCUAAUUUUAAACAUCUCUUUUAACAUGUUUCAUAGGAAAUUCUUGUAUAUUGUUGAUUAUUUGGGUUUCAUCAUGGAAACCGCCCCUAGAUUUACAGAGAUGUAUGCUACUGAGAAUUAUUAUUCCCAUUUUCUCCCGACACAGAAUAAACGCAGUAGUUGACCGUGA